This is a messenger RNA of Oryctolagus cuniculus (rabbit), 464 nucleotides long. NCBI's taxonomy places the organism in Eukaryota, Metazoa, Chordata, Mammalia, Lagomorpha, Leporidae. The record is from RefSeq and is a predicted model, not a curated record.
AUGGGCUAUGUUGAAAAAGGCAAAAUUUUUUUUCAGAAAUGUACCCUGUGCCACACUAUGGAAAAGGGAGGCAAGCACAAGACUGGACCAAAUCUGCAUGGUCUGUUUGGGUGGAAGACAGGUCAGGCCAUUGGAUUCUCCUACACGGAUGCCAACAAGAACAAAGGCAUCAUGUGGGGAGAGGACACUCUGAUGGAGUAUUUGGAGAAUCCCAAGAAAUACAGCCCUGGGACCAAAGCGAUCUUCGCUGGCAUUAAGAAGAAGAAUGAAAGGGCAGACUUGAUAGCUUAUUCCAAAAACUACUAAUGAGUAAUAGUUGGCCACUGCCUUAUUUAUUACAAAACAGCAAUGUCCUGUGACUUUUUUUUAUGUGCACCAUAAUUUAAUUCUCAUACACCAGAAUUCAGAUCAUGAAUGGCUGACAGAAUAUUUUUGUCCAACAGUCUAAUAUUGCCUUGUGUGGU